AUGCCGUUUUUCACCAGAAAGCCCCCUUCACCACCAAUAGUACCAACCGACACCUUUACCCCUCUACACUACUGGGAUACUCAACCACAUACAAAAUCAAUCUGCGUGGACGUGACAUUACGAUUUGACGAUGUACUCGAUCCGGAAAAAGUCCGUUCUUCGCUCGCCCACUUAUUGACAUUUGGCGACUGGAGAAAAUUAGGUGCCCGCCUCCGUCAGAAUGCCGCUGGCAAGUUAGAAUACCAUAUACCUGCAGAGUUCGAUGAAACACGACCUGCAUUUAUUUUCACAACAGACCAAUAUAACAUUUCAGCAUCGGAACACUCUGUUGUAUCACGAUUACCUACUGCAGCUUCAACGCCAUGCUUAUACGGGGGAACUCAAGACUUCCGGUCGUUUUUUUGCAGCCCGAAGUCGCCGACAACUCUGGAUGGCUGGCUUUACUCGGAUCUCCCGCAGUUGGCCAUCCAUCUUGUCCAGUUUGAGGAUGCAACGUUCCUAUCGGUGACAUUUAUGCACACCCUCAUGGAUGCCAUGGGGCUUUCUGCUCUUUUAUCUGCCUGGUCAGUCGUUCUGAAUGGCGAGUAUGACAAGGUCCCGAUAUUUGCAGGGUUCAGAGAUGAUCCUCUAGCGCCUCUGACCGAAGAUCGAGUCUCACCCGUCCAAUCCGUAAUUGCCGAUAAGCUACUUAAGGGGCUGGGUUUCUUCAUUUUCGUCAUUCGCUUCAUUUUUGAUCUUCUUUGGUACCGCAAAGACAGUGAACGGAUUUUGAUGAUCCCUGGAAAUUACAUUGAUCGAAUGCGGGACGAAGCGAGAGCAUCUCUUGCCAAAGAAGUUAUCGACUCCAAAAACCCAUUUCUUAGCGAGGGUGAUAUCCUUGUCUCGUGGGGCACUCGAGCGAUACUUCGGGCAAUUGGAACUGCAUCCAACCGAACGGUAACGAUUUUCAACAUAUUUUCCUGUCGAGAAAUCUUAAGCAAGAUCGGCCAUAUUCCAUCAACAGGUGUAGCAUUGAUUACCAAUGCCGUCUAUCCCGCACACACCUUCCUUUCAGUACAGGAAAUACUCGAUAAACCCUUGCACUUUGUCGCUUCCCGCAUUCGACAGUCACUCGAACAACAACGAACAAAGGAACAGCUACAGGCAACGAUGACACUUCAAAAGAAAGAAGUUGACAAAAGUGACCGGUUGCCUGUGUUCGGCGAUUCUACUUCGCAGUUGAUAGCGUGGACGAAUUGGCACAAGGCGAGACUUUUCGAGGUUGAUUUCUCAUCCGCAGUCAUCAAGCCGGGGAUCAACUUGAACACACGAGCGAACCCGCUAGGCAUGCCUUCUUACGUCAGUCCCUUUGCGACGACGAAGGAAAUGCCGUUAAGGAAUUCAUGCUCAAUUAUUGGGAAAGACCAUGCUGGAAAUUGGUGGCUGAUAUUUAUUUUGCGCGAUGGAGCAUGGCCAAAGAUUGCGCAGCAACUGGCCUCAUUGCGAGGCAUGAAUGAUACGCCUGAUAUGCAAUGA
Molecule: messenger RNA, 1515 nt
Organism: Penicillium verhagenii
Lineage: Eukaryota; Fungi; Ascomycota; Eurotiomycetes; Eurotiales; Aspergillaceae
Exons: 2
Coding region: 1-1515 (504 amino acids)
Source: RefSeq, a predicted model, not a curated record